UAGAGGCGGGUACACACCGGAGCAUUUAGGUGUAAUGUAACGCCGUAAUGUAACAAAGUUCGUGCUCGCUUGAAUGUUACGAUGUUACGAUGUUACAACGACCAGUAUGUACGUUUUAAGCCGAGCACUACUGUGUAUCGGUUGUUCGCUGGUCUAUCCAUCAGUUAUUCACAGUUUGUUCUUGAGUUCACAUCGUAGCAAUGUCUCCUAUUAAUUUACAAGUCGCUAGUGCAUCAUUUAUUUUAAUUCAUUCUAUUAUAAAAAAAGAAAAAAUAAAAAAAAAGCGAAAGAAGAUGGUGGCAAACAAAUUUAAUGAAGUCUAGGGACAUAUGUAGUGGAUCAGAUUUAUUAAAUUGUCUUCAGCAACAGGAAAUAAGCGGACAAUAUAGAAAUUUCGUUAGAAUGUCGUCUAUUGAUUUUGAAUUUUUAAUAAAUUUGAUUGGUCCAAAAAUUUCAAAGCAAGAUACGAAUUUCCGAAAAGCCAUUCCUGUGCAAGAAAGGUUAGCUGUUACCUUACGAUUUUUGGCAACCGGUGAAUCCUAUCAAAGUUUGCAGUACCUUUUUAAAAUGUCAAAACAAGUUAUUGGACAGAUUGUUCCCGAGGUAUGCCAAGCAAUUGUAGAAGCAUUAAAAGAAAAUAUACAGAUUCCUACGACACCUGAAGGCUGGUUAGCUAUUGCAAAGGGGUACGAAGAUCGUUGGAAUUUUCCUCAUUGCUUAGGCGCAAUGGACGGAAAACAUGUAGUUUUACAAGCUCCAUUUCAUAGUGGAACCGAGUAUUAUAAUUACAAAGGAUAUUUUAGUAUUGUAUUAUUUGCACUCGUCGAUUCCAAUUAUGACUUUAUAUACGUAAAUGCCGGAUGUCAGGGUAGAAUUUCAGAUGGUGGAGUUUUCAAAAAUUGUGAGUUAAAUAAAAAAAUGGAAAACCACUCAUUGAAUAUACCAGCCCCAAUACCAUUACCGGGAAGAGAAAAACCCGUGCACUAUUUUGUACUUGGCGAUGGGGCAUUUCCGCUAAAUGAACAUGUAAUGAAAGUGUAUUCUGGUGUACAUCCCAAAGGUUCAGUCAAAAGAAAUUUCAAUUAUCGUUUAUGCAGGGCCCGUCGUGUAGUAGAAAACGUUUUUGGAAUUUCAUCUUCGGUAUUUCGUGUUUUACGUAAGCCUAUGCUAUUAGAACCCGAAAAAGCAGAGAUUGUUGUGAUGGCUGUAGCACACCUCCAUAACUUUUUACGGAAAAGUAUAAAUUCGGUGAACAUUUAUACUCCGAGUGGAACAUUUGACAGAGAAGUUGGUGGACAGAUAACUGCAGGAAAUUGGAGAUCGGAAAACAAUAAUAUUACUUCUUUAUUACCAAUCCGGAAUAUGCCUCGUAGAUCGCCGUUGGAUAUAAAAGAAGUUCGAAAUGAAAUCGCAGAUUAUUUUGUAAAUGAAGGGGCGGUUUCAUGGCAAAGCGACUAUGCAUAAUUUUAUU
This is a messenger RNA of Aphis gossypii (cotton aphid), 1471 nucleotides long. RefSeq lists its product as uncharacterized. The transcript is spliced from 2 exons. The record is from RefSeq and is a predicted model, not a curated record. NCBI's taxonomy places the organism in Eukaryota, Metazoa, Arthropoda, Insecta, Hemiptera, Aphididae. The coding region runs from base 313 to 1464 and encodes 383 amino acids.